This is a messenger RNA of Aspergillus affinis, 384 nucleotides long. RefSeq lists its product as uncharacterized. NCBI's taxonomy places the organism in Eukaryota, Fungi, Ascomycota, Eurotiomycetes, Eurotiales, Aspergillaceae. Bases 1 to 384 code for a protein of 127 amino acids. The transcript has a single exon. The record is from RefSeq and is a predicted model, not a curated record.
AUGCGCACUAUGAGGAUCGGAUUAAGGCAUUUCCUCUACAAGAUAAAACAGGUCGACUCCGACCGCUGCGGGUGUGAAUUAGGCUCUCAGACGCCGAAACACGUCCUUAUGGAGUGCUCGCUACACCUCGCUGGUCGGAGAAUAAUGACGGAACGCCUCGACUCUAUCGAGGGGCUGCGUGGGCGUAUGCAAGACUACGACGCAGUCAUGAAUCACCCGCAGGCGAUACGCUACGUCGCCGAAUUCAUGCAACGAACAGACCUCCUCCAGCAGUUUCAAUUCGCUACUUUCAACGACGAUAAAGACGAGGGGCCCCCAGAACCCAGCACUCUCCUAGAGGGACUCGAUCUAAACGAGGAAGACGAUCGUUAUAUAGAACACUAA